AUGGCCGCCCCUCCAUUUCAAAUGCGCGUUCCUGCGCACUAUCUCUCCGCCUAUGUGGAUAUCCGGCGCCUGAAGAAGAAGCUGGAAAGUCUUGUACAGCGAGCGCAACGCCAGCGAGCGACUGUGCGACGGCGCCUUGACAUCCUACAAAGGCCUCGAAUGCUUCCCUAUGGCAGAGCUCAGAAACCAACGUCACCAGCUGCUGCAGGAGAGCAUCAAGAUGUGGACUCGCCAGCUUCCUUGUCUGCCUCAACAGACCCUUCGCACACCCACUUUUUGCCCUCUGCAGCUGCGGCAGCUGCCCGAGCUGAUGAUGGAAUGGCGGGAUCCAGUCUGAGGGCCGAGGCAGAAACACUGUCUCUGCUACCAGGCGUAAGCAGCUGUAGUACAUUGACUCUUUGGAAGCAGUGGGAGGGCAUUGGCCUGUAUAGCAUUACUCACAGGCGUAAGCAGCUGAGGGGAAACAGCUGGCGUCCGCAGCAUGGAAGCCGCCUGACUCAUUUAUCCGGGCCACAACAAAAUAUUGGAUCAGACCGGAAAACAUUACAGGGAAACAGCGUGUGGAGUGCGGCUUUGCAUCAAGUUCAUACUUGUCUACAGGUGCGGGCUCAGUGCCUGAUUGUGCGUCAUUUGCCAUUUCUGGUAUUUGGGACGUCAGAUAAGGAAUUGGAGGCUUCACUUUUAGGUCCAAGGAGUGCCUUGGAGAAGCUCCAGCAGCGUGCUUCUAAUCUUGCACCAACACAGAUGGUAGCGUCAGUAUAUUUUGACAGUGCAAAUGCGUACAGCUACGAGCGCCGCAUAAGGCGUUUCGAAGGCGCGCAGCUGCUGCGGUUUCGUUGGUACGGCACCAAUAACAACGGCCCAGAUGAAGACAUAUUCAUUGAGCGGAAAACACAUCAUGAAUCUUGGAGUGGCCUGAGCAGCACGAAAGAACGCUUCGUCGUGCCGCAGAGACUGGUCGCGCCUUACAUGCUCCUGCAGAGAAAAGCACGGGACUUAUUGCUGGAGGCCUCUGGCUUUGAGCCACCAGAAACUGAUGGCGGCCAGAGCCCUGGAGAUCCUACUGUCUCAAGUGCAGCAGAGUCAUCAAAGCCUGAUUCAGUCGACCGUGUGGCUAUUGACGCUGCGGGGAUUGGCGCGUCGGAGUAUAUCGCGAAAAAUUGCAAAUUAAAAAAGGCAAUCGAGCUGGGAGAGGAAAUACAAGAAGAAAUUGCAGAGCAUCAGCUUCAACCAAUGGUGCGCAUUUCUUUGGACACUAAUUUGUGCAUGGUCAACGAGUACAGGCCUCAAAGACAGGAAUAUGGAGGUUUCAACUGGUGUCGACUUGCUGACGAGCUGCUCGGAAAGGAUGAAGUUGUGCGGUUUCCCUAUGCAAUACUUGAAGUUAAGGUUCAGCAGCAACCUCCGCCUGCUUGGGUGCAAUCGAUGCUUUUAUUAGCGGAUGCGACGCUGGUGUACAAAUUUUCUAAAUUCCAGCACGGCAUGGCCUUCCUGCAUCGCGACAAGAUCAGCAGCGGGCUGCUGCCUCACUGGUUGCAGACGCCGCUGUCUGCUCAGCAGCAGAAUCAAGAUGAGCAAAGCUCAGCCAACAAGAAACGCAGCAGCCUUGGAGUGCCAGCGCUAGGUGGCUCACUGUUCGAGUCUCUGCGGAAUAGUCCUGAUAGUCUCCUGACCCCUUUAGCUCGCAGCUUAGCAGACCAGCAUGCGCCAAGGCUUUCACCGUCUGACGCCCUGGGUGUAAAGAAACGAAGCUUGUUUCCCGUUGGCGAAGGCAAGCCAGCGGUUGCAACGGAACCAGACUGGACAGAGCAGCAGUUGCAGCUUCAGCAGGCUCCUCGUCCCAUUUGCCAGGACUCGUCUGCUGAGGGGGAAUUUGAGGAAGAGAGGGCCUCUGGAGUUAUUCUAAGCAGUGCAGACUCCAUGCGACAACGACUGGUGCGCCGCCACAUUCGCACUGUGAGAAAAGUUGACCCGAAAACGUCUUUCGCUGGAGAACGCACCUUCCUCCACUACAUUCAAAAAGGUCUCUAUCUGGCUGGAGCUAGUCUCGCGAGAGUCGCGAAGGCAGGAGUAGCGAACGUUGUGCAGCGUAUAGACUCACGACUAGGACCAGUACUGGCAUUUAUUGCUGCUGGCGUGGCAACAGUGCUCGUACUAGUUUUCCAGAUUGACGUCAACUUACGGAGCGUUUUGCAUCACCAAAGGGCAGACAAUCUCUCUCAUUACAGAGAGAACGUGCAGUCUGCAAGCCAAUGA
Eimeria necatrix is the source of this 2256-nucleotide messenger RNA. RefSeq names its product Vacuolar transporter chaperone 2, related. NCBI's taxonomy places the organism in Eukaryota, Apicomplexa, Conoidasida, Eucoccidiorida, Eimeriidae. The record is from RefSeq and is a predicted model, not a curated record. Bases 1 to 2256 code for a protein of 751 amino acids. The transcript is spliced from 14 exons.